GAACGUUUCAAUUCUAUAUCGAGUUCAAAUUUCAUCCAGCUCAAACAAAAUGAAAGUUCUCGUCGUCUUCGCUUGCUUCCUGUUGAUGGUGGCCACUUCAACAUCUCAUAAAUGUGGACCUAACUCGCACUACACCCCGUGUAUCUCGAACUGUCCUUUGUCCUGCGCCAACAAGGAUUUGGGUAUUCUCUGCACCCAGGAGUGUCGCAGAGACGGAUGCGCCUGUGACGAAGGAUUCUUGCUUGACAAAGAAGGAAAUUGUAUCAGAGAUUACGAAUGUCCACGGUUUGAGUGUGGACUCAAUGAGUACUACGAAUUCUGUGGAAGCGGAUGCGGAUAUCCGCUCAGUGUUUGUGGAAAAUACAUUGAAGACCCGGAAGAUUUUAAGAUUUGUCCUGCAUACUGCAGAGCGGUCUGUCUUUGCAAACCCGGCUAUCAGAGAAACACCGAGCAGCAAUGCGUCAAGCCGGAACAUUGUCAAUAAUUGUCCUGAAUAAAUUAUGAAUAAAUUGCAAUUUAUUUGAAUAGUACCUUUAAAAAAUAAUUGUUUCUAAAAUUGUUGUCUGUUUUAUUGCGGCUAUUAUGUUGUCAUUUUAUAGUAAUGUAAAGAAAAAUACGAAAUAAAAAUUAUUGAAACAUA
Messenger RNA from Nicrophorus vespilloides, 640 nucleotides. RefSeq names its product cysteine-rich venom protein 6-like. The record is from RefSeq and is a predicted model, not a curated record. Bases 50 to 484 code for a protein of 144 amino acids. The transcript is spliced from 3 exons. Lineage: Eukaryota; Metazoa; Arthropoda; Insecta; Coleoptera; Silphidae.